Phytophthora nicotianae INRA-310 is the source of this 666-nucleotide messenger RNA. RefSeq lists its product as hypothetical. The coding region runs from base 85 to 627 and encodes 180 amino acids. The record is from RefSeq and is a predicted model, not a curated record. Lineage: Eukaryota; Oomycota; Peronosporomycetes; Peronosporales; Peronosporaceae. The transcript has a single exon.
CGGUAUGGCCCGCCAACUAUCCAUUACAGAACUCGCCCCUCGGUGGUUAAUUGUCCCAGAUUCGACGGUCCUGACAGUUCCACGAUGCGAACUUUCACGCAUUACAUUCUACUUCUUUUGCUUGCUGUGACUAUCCUGGUCGAAGCUAUCCCCCUUCCAACGGGCUCGAGACGAACGGAGAUGGAGAACACUGCAUCGGUUAACGCGAAUUCUCUGAACAAUGCAGUAUCGGUCCGUAGCAGCGGUGAACGGCUUCUAAGAGCCUACAGGACUGACAGCGAAGGUAACAGCAACAAUACAGCCAAGGAAGAGAGAGAAAUUCAUAAUACAGUAACAGCAGCCACCGCUAAAAUCAUCGCGAAUCUCGGUACAAAAUGGAAAACACUCACCAACGAUGACUUCCGAAACAUGAAGUUGUUCCUCAAGGCGGUUUCCAAGGAUGCCGAUGAUACUGCCUAUGAUAUGCUGUUCAGAAAGGGAGCAACCCCCUACAAGCUCUUCACUGAGAUGAGACACAACGGUAUUGAUACGGAAGCAGCGAUUAAUGCCAAGAUAAAAGCCUUGUGGGCUGGUUAUUUUACAUAUUGGGUGAAGAGGAAUGCUGGAGAAAUUAAAGGGGUUAAAUAAAUGCUUGCAAGGCUUUUUUACGUAGUACUUUUGUAGACG